Cylicocyclus nassatus is the source of this 1161-nucleotide messenger RNA. The record is from the annotation of a GenBank genome assembly. NCBI's taxonomy places the organism in Eukaryota, Metazoa, Nematoda, Chromadorea, Rhabditida, Strongylidae.
UCUGUAUUCAACCGAAUUGUUUUAUACCAGACUUUUGUUUUUCCCAAUCGCUUUUUCCUUUCCGUGCACUUUUUUCAUUAGGUGAAUCAUCCGGCGAUGAGCAGCGCUUCCGAACGACAAUACAAAGCUAUUAAAUAAACAUCGACAGCACGUCUUGUACCUGCUUGACGGAAUUUCGUAAAAUUUUCUGGUUAUUCUUUCCUGCGGUAAUCGAUUUCUAUGCAUUGUCAACAUGGCCAACUAUAAGCAAUGGAUAUAUUCCGUGAAUUGUUCAUUAAUAGUGGUGGAAAUUAUUCUUAUCGGGUACAUCAUCAAAACAUUCUCAGAGGAUUGGUGGCAUCUCAUUCCUACAGGAUAUACUCAUCCACUAUUUAUAUUUUACUUUAUACUUAUUGGGAUUCAGUUUUUCACAUGUGUAUGUGGAUUAGUAGGAGUGCUCAUAUCAAAUAGCUGCUUACUUUCUGCCUACUGGUUAUUUAUGGUACCGCUGCUGAUCACGGAUGGUGUAAUGAUCAUACCAUUCGUGGAACAUUUUAGUGGGAUUCAUCGAAGUAUUGCUGAUCAUAUUCAUAACAUCACAACCGAGCAGGUCAAGCAAGGAACUGCUCCGUGUCAUGUAUGGAAUGAAAUUCAAACUGCUCACAACUGCUGCUCACCCCGCAAUAUACACGGGUUUUGUCACCUUGAAGAAGGCUGGAAUAGGCCAAAGCAGUGCGCAUCUGGUGGUGAGAGCUGUGUAUUUCCAAUUCUCAGAAUGAUGCACAAAAAUACGGAUAUCAUCGGAAUGAUUAUUUAUUACGUCCUCGUACCGCUCAAAUUUGUUGUAGUAUUCGUACUAAGAAAAGAUGUCAGAAGUGUUUUCUCACAGAUUUUGUAUAAAAAGCAACCUGUCGCAACCACCGAGUGGGACUGGACAACAACCAACGAAGACGACGUCGAAAUGCUAGAAGAUGUUUACUCAAAUUAUUCUACAAAGCGGUCUAUUGGUCCCGAGCUUGCCGCCAUCAUAGCACAUCGAGAAAUGGUAUUAAACAGUGAAAAUACUGUUGUUAAUGGAUAAAAGAAAUAUUAGGUCGUCCCGAAAGUAUUUUCGCUUUUUUCAAACAAUCGCCACGGUCCGCAGAACAAACAUCUUUAAAAGAUCUUGGAAGCAUUUGAUGC